AUGGCUUCACCGCUACCAACACCUCCCCCACAGGAUCCCACUGCCGAGAAGCACUUCAGAUUCCACGAGACCGGAACACCCUGCGAAUGGGCCGAGUCUUACCAUCCCGGCGGGUUUCACCCUGUGCACUUCGGUGAUGUGUUUGCGGACCGCUACGAAGUCAUCCGAAAGCUUGGAAACGGGUCAUUUGGCACCGCCUGGCUCGCGGUAGAUUCUUUAUUGAGGUUGCCAAACGGCAAGAACCCAAAGGAAUUGCCCAUUCACCGGUUUCUAGCCACAAAAGCGAUUGGCGAUUCAUUUUCGAAAUAUGUCGUCAAUGCUGUCGACUCAUUUCACCAUGAUGGCCCCAACGGCAGACACUUGUGUCUAGUUCUUGAGCCAAUGGGGCCAAGCGUCUCAUCUAUUCUAAACGCUCCUCACGAGAUUUACGAUCCAUUGAAUCCCCCUGUUCAACGGUUCGCGAAAGAAAAAUCUAAACGCAUCCUCCGCAACGUACUUUCAGCGCUUCACUUUCUUCAUGGCAAUGGAUUGGUGCAUGGCGACCUUCAGUCUGGCAAUAUACUUUUCGCUCUACAAGAUCUUUCAGCUAUUGGGCUUGAGCAGCUGAAGCAAGACGAAAGUACCUCCAGGAUUGAUUGUUUGCGUCGUAUCGACGGCAAAGUCGAUACGUGGGCCCCCAAUUAUCUGGUAGUAUCCCAGUCUUUGUCAGAAUACAUUGUACCGGACCCGGAUGAUGUCAUAAAGCUCUCUGAUCUAGGUGGAGCAUUCUUCGUCGAUGAUCCUCCCACGAGGGUCGUUACACCUAUGUCAUUACGCGCUCCCGAGUUGAUACUAGAUGAGACUUUCGGUAUUGGUGUUGACAUAUGGAGCUUUGGCUGUCUUCUGUUCGAGUUUAUCACUGGCACACCCCUUUCCCAGUUGCCCCAAUUCGGUUUGAGCGACGAGGCUCUGAUGGAUGAGCAUUUGAUUCAGCUGACUGAUAUCAUUCAACCAUUACCCGAGAACCUGAUGUCCAAAUGGCCUUUCUCAUCAAAAUAUUAUGGGUCCGAGGGAGAGCGUUUGGAUGCGAGGCCUCGGGAUUUUGAUGAAGAUGAUUCUGUUGAAGAGUUUGACGACCAAGAAGAUGCGGAGGAUAUGCAUGACUUUGACGAGGAUACAGUCUUCGAUUUUGACGUUCAAGAGCGAAAACCACCGCGACGGUUUGAUUCCCUCGAAAAACUGAUCAGCGAUAACAAGCCUUCGGACGUCGAUAAGACCGAGGGAGAAAUCAUCAUAUCAUUGCUGAGGUCCAUAUUUCACUAUGACCCCGAAAAACGGCCUACCGCCGCAGAACUGCUAGAGCAUGCGUGGUUUAAGAAUUGA
Molecule: messenger RNA, 1362 nt
Organism: Colletotrichum spaethianum
Lineage: Eukaryota; Fungi; Ascomycota; Sordariomycetes; Glomerellales; Glomerellaceae
Product: serine/threonine-protein kinase SRPK
Exons: 3
Coding region: 1-1362 (453 amino acids)
Biological process (GO): protein phosphorylation
Molecular function (GO): ATP binding; protein kinase activity
Source: RefSeq, a predicted model, not a curated record